AUGUCGCAUUCUGACCUCUCCCAGCCUCUUUUCACCUGCCUCUCAUGCUCUAUAGCGUUCCCAACCGCCGAGGAUCAGAGGGUACAUUAUCGCUCAGAUCACCAUCGGUAUAAUAUGAAGCGUAGAGUAGCCUCGCUUCCUCCCGUUAGUGCUGCGGUUUUCGCGCAAAAGCUUCAGGAGAGGCAGCAGGAAAGUACAGCAACUGCGGGACAACUGACUUGCGAAAUAUGCAAUAAAACAUACACGACGGAGGGUGCCUACCGUUCACACGUCAACUCCAAGCGUCACAAAGAGAUAGAAGCCAAAGUCGCUGCUGGUGCGUUACCCCGACCUGCUGAACACAAAACAAAAAGCCCCGCGUCGCCCUCGGCCGCGUCACAAAGUACUCCAGAGGAAGGCGAAGAUGGUGCAGAGAAGCCUGAGGAGGAUCGCGAGAUAGACGCGAAAAUUUCUGCUGCUGCAGGCAAAACCCUUUCACCAUCCGACUGCUUAUUCUGCACGAACAGCGCUGCGUCGUUCGAGGGGAACCUUACACACAUGUCCACUGCCCACUCCUUCUUCGUCCCCGAUGCCGACUACCUUACCGAUCUAACAGGUCUCGUUGCGUAUCUAGCUGAGAAGAUCGUAGUGGGCAACUUCUGCAUAUAUUGCAACGAAAAGGGGCGAGACUUCAGGACUCUGGAAGCAGCUCGCAAACACAUGAUCGACAAAGGCCACUGUAAGAUCGCAUACGACACCGAGGAUGAUCGCUUAGAGAUCUCCGAUUACUACGACUUCAGUAGCUCAUAUCCCCCCGAAGGAGAUGGCGAGGAAUGGGAGGACGUUGAUGCGGACGGAAAUGGUGAUAAUGAUGAUGAUAUGGAGGUGGACGAGGUGGUGGAUGAUUCGGAGUCCGAGACGAACGAAAGUAACAAAGGGCGUAUCACCUAUAGCGACUCAGAUUAUGAGCUCGUUCUACCAUCUGGUGCUCGCAUAGGUCAUCGGUCCAUGCGGAGAUACUAUGCACAAUCAUUUACGCCGAUACCUGGACGCAAAGGAGAAGAUCCCAAUUCUGGGGCCGCAUUAGUCCGUCGACUGCUUGCUGAUAAGAACUCUGCGUUGGUACCACGGAAAGGAGGGUUCGGUGCGUAUGGCUCAGGAACAGACGUAAUUAAAGCUAGGAAUCGUGGAGAAGCGCGUGAGGCUGGCCGACACGUCAGAGAAUUCCGGGACCAAAAGCGUAGAGAAGACUUCAAGACAAAAGUAGGCUACAGACACAACAGCCAGAAACAUUUUAGAGAUCCACGUAAGCAUCUUCAUUUUCUUCAUGGCUCAUGA
This is a messenger RNA of Pleurotus ostreatus (oyster mushroom), 1317 nucleotides long. RefSeq lists its product as uncharacterized. Gene Ontology annotation, molecular function: zinc ion binding; nucleic acid binding. The coding region runs from base 1 to 1317 and encodes 438 amino acids. The transcript has 3 exons. Gene Ontology annotation, cellular component: preribosome, large subunit precursor. The record is from RefSeq and is a predicted model, not a curated record. Lineage: Eukaryota; Fungi; Basidiomycota; Agaricomycetes; Agaricales; Pleurotaceae. Gene Ontology annotation, biological process: ribosomal large subunit biogenesis.